Lachancea lanzarotensis is the source of this 924-nucleotide messenger RNA. Its product is annotated as LALA0S08e02630g1_1. Lineage: Eukaryota; Fungi; Ascomycota; Saccharomycetes; Saccharomycetales; Saccharomycetaceae. The transcript has a single exon. Bases 1 to 924 code for a protein of 307 amino acids. Gene Ontology annotation, cellular component: cytosol. Gene Ontology annotation, molecular function: aldose reductase (NADPH) activity. The record is from RefSeq and is a predicted model, not a curated record.
AUGUCCACUUUUCCUACUUUGACGUUGAACACCGGGGCUAAGUUGCCCGCAGUUGGCCUCGGAACAUGGCAAUCGCCCGACCAAGAGGCUUACAACGCUGUGGCUACUGCUUUGAAACUCGGCUACAGACACAUUGACGGUGCUGCCAUUUACCGCAACGAAGUUCCAGUAGGGAAAGCUAUCAGAGAUUCCGGUAUCCCACGUAGUGAAAUCUUCGUGACAACCAAGCUGUGGGGAACACAGCACCGUGAGCCUGAAAAGGCUCUUGACGCUUCUCUGCAGCGUUUGGGACUCGACUAUGUGGAUUUAUACUUGGUCCACUGGCCUGUGGCUUUGAAGACGAACAACCUCAAGGACGGUGACCUUCUGACAAUUCCUGUUAAGGACGAUGGUAACCGUGACGUGGACCUCGAAGGCUGGGACUAUGUAAAAACAUGGGAACUAGUCCAGAAACUUGUAGAAACCGGGAAAACGAAGGCAGUGGGUGUGUCGAAUUUCUCGAUCAACAACCUGAAGGCGAUUUUGAAGCCUGAGCUGAAAUUCGUGGUACCCGCUGCCAACCAAAUUGAGGUGCAUCCACAGUUGCCCCAGGACGAAUUGAUCGAGUUUUGCAACGCUCAUGGCAUCGUGGUAGAGGCAUACUGUCCAUUGGGCUCCACAACGUCGACAUUGUUGUCCGAUCCGGAUUUGCUAAAAAUCGCCUCAAAAUACAGUGUUGAGCCCGCUCAGGUUCUUAUCAAUUGGGGUGUGGCACGCGGCUACAGCGUUCUACCCAAGUCUGUGAACCCGAAGCGGAUCGAAUCAAACUUCAAGGCCAUCAAAUUGAGUCCCGAGGAUAUCCAAGCCAUUUCCGAUCUCCACAAGAAGGUUGGCACUCAUCGCUACGUUGAUCCAAAGUGGGGAUCUUUCGAGGCUUUUGCGUAA